This is a messenger RNA of Oryctolagus cuniculus (rabbit), 2465 nucleotides long. The record is from RefSeq and is a predicted model, not a curated record. Lineage: Eukaryota; Metazoa; Chordata; Mammalia; Lagomorpha; Leporidae.
ACCCCUUUGCCAGCACCCUGUGGCCCUGCAGAAGCAGCCAACAUGCCAAUCUCCAAGUGUCCGAAGAAGUCAGAGACCCCGUGGAAGGAGUGGGACCGGAAGGCCCAGAAGAACGGACUGAGGCACCAGGUGUUUGCGGUGAACGGAGACCACUAUGUGGGCGAGUGGAAGGACAACAUGAAACAUGGGAAAGGAACCCAGUUCUGGAAGAAGAAAGGAGCCAUCUACGAGGGGGACUGGCAGUACGGGAAGCGAGAUGGCUACGGCACCCUCAGCCUUCCUGACCAAGAGGCAGGAAAGUACCAGAGAGUCUACUCGGGCUGGUGGAAGAACAACAAGAAAUCGGGCUAUGGAAUCCAGUUUUACGGACCCAAGGAGUAUUACGAGGGUGAGUGGUGUGGCGACCAGCGCAGUGGGUGGGGCCGCAUGUACUACAGCAAUGGUGACAUCUACGAGGGCCAGUGGUGGAACGACAAGCACGAAGGAGAGGGAAUGCUGCGGUUAAAGAACGGGAACCGCUACGAGGGCUACUGGCAGAGAGGCAUGAAGAACGGACAUGGGCGUUUCUUCCACCUGGACCACGGUCAGCUGUUUGAAGGCUUCUGGGUAGAUGACGUGGCCAAAUGCGGCACCAUGAUCGACUUCGGCCGUGAUGAGGCCCCACAGCCCACCCAGUUCCCCAUUCCUGAGAUCAAAGUUCUAGACCCCGACGGUGUGCUGGAGGAAGCCUUGGCCAUGUUCAAGAAGACAGAGGAAGAGGAAGGAGAGUGAUGCCAGAGAACGCCAAGGCUUCAGGACAAGCAAGCCUGUGUCACCCAGCUGCUCAGACCGGUGAGGCUCCUGUUGGAGGAGCGAGCAGCAACUUUGGGCACGCCCUUGGCACCCUCAGAGGGCACCUUACUCCUCCAGCACUGGGCCGUGCUUGGCCACUAAGAGGCCAUUGAGUCUCCCCCAGGCUGGCCUUGGGGACCCUCUCGUGAUGACCUUUGUGCUAUGACCUCAACCCACAGCACAUGAGAAUAAAGAAGAACCCGGUGGCUUAGGCGGGGGCCUGUGGUGCAAGGUUGGGCAUGAGGGGAGCAGUGGGAGUUCAGGUGAACAGGAAAGAUGUCUCCAGGCUGCACGGCUUUAGCUUGGGGGGAGAGCAGGUGGCUCCAGGUCUCUGACCUCUGAGUUAGCCCAAAGAGGAGAGUGAGCCUGCUCCCCAACACCCUGGCCACCAGAAUUUGAGAUUAGGACCCGACCUGGCUUCUCAGCCUAGCACAGGGGCUCCUGACCUUGUGGAAGCUUCAAAAGCCACAACUGUUCAAGGAUUCCCAUCUAAUCAUCUGGGGUGAAGCCCUGGGCUUGCUCCUUCUUUUUCUUCUUCUUUUUUUUUUUAAGACUUAUUUAUUUGAAAGGCGAAAGGAGAAAGAGAGAAAAAAACGAGCUAGGGUUGCACUAGGCCGAAGCCAGCAGCCAGGAACUCCAUCUGGGUCUCCCACAUGUGUGGCAGGGGCUCUAGUGGUUGAGCCAUCAUCCACUAGCUUCCCAGGUGCAUGAGCAGGAAGCUGGAAUUGGGAGCGGAGCUGGGACUUGAACCCAGGCACUCUGAUGUGGGAUGCAGGCGUCCCAAGUUUAGUCCUGACUGCUGUGCCAGACGCCUGCCCCCUGAGGCUUUGAUAACAGGUGUGAUGCUGCUGCUGAGGUUACCGUGGACCAGAUACCUGGAAGAGCUCUGCAGAGUUCUCGUCUGCCCUGCAUUCCUGAGAUGGGAGGGGCUGCGGCACGUGGGUCACACUGCUGGCGAGGAAUCCCAGACCUGGCCAUUUGCGCUUGGGAAUGUCACCCAAAUUCUGUCUCCCUGGUUUCCUUGCUGGUAACAUGGGACGAUAUUAUACUUACCACCUGGGUUUACUGUGGUUAGCAGCUGUGACCGUCCAAUAAGGCAAUGGUUCUUAACCAUUUUGCCCAUUCCCCACCCCAGCUCCUUGGCCACAUCUGGCAAUGUGCAGGAAUGUUUUUGGUUGUCACAUAUAGUGGAAUGUCGCCGGGAUCUAGUGGGCAGAGGCUGGAGAUGCUGCUAAACAUGCUACAAUAUAAAGACACCACAAAAGGUGAGCUUUGGUGCAGCAGUUAAGAUCCCACUGGGGACUCCUGCAUCCCACACUGGUGUGCCUGGGCUUCAGUCCUGCCUUUACUCCCAAUCCGACUUCUUGCUUGAGAGGCAGCAAGUGACGACUCAAGUCCUUGGGCCACUGGCACCUACGUGAAGACCCAGAUUGAGUUCCAGGUUCCUGGCUUUGGCCUGGUGCAGCCCCAGCUGUUGCGGGCAUUUGGGGAGUGAACCAACAGAUGGAAGAUCUCUGUCUCUCUGCCUUUCAAAUAAAUAUCAACACUUUUUUUUUUUUUUUUUUUUUUUUGGACAGGCAGAGUGGACAGUGAGAGACAGAGAGAAAGGAAAUAUAAACACAAUUCUUAAAAGU